GUCGUGUAAGAACUUCAUCGAAUUCAUUUCGUCAGAUCUGGAAGAGAAUAUUAUUAAAGCAAAAUGCUGGAAUUAACUUCGAUGCUUUCUUUAUUUUUCGUACUGUUACUAGUAAAAUUACCAAAUGUAUCGUCGUUUGUCCCGGUCACCUGUCCUCAGAUAGAUUUCAACCAGAAGAUUCACCCGUGUACCCGUGAAUACAACCCCAUGUGUGGUAGCAAUGGGAAGACAUACGCCAAUACUUGUGGUUACUGUGCUGAGCGAUGGGAGAGUCUGAAACAAGGAAGACAGUUUCCUGUGGUCAUUGAUCGACAAGGUGUUUGUACAACAGCUUCUCCGUUACCCUCGACCAGUGGUGUCGUCCCUUUCUUUCAAACUGUCAUCAAUAGAUAUUUCCCAUCAUCCACACCAACUUCCGGUUCUCCAUUCCCCUACCCGUUUGAUAUUGGUAACCGUGGCAACAAUGGAGGGAGCUUUUCUAAUGCCUUUUGGCAAUAUUUGAAUCGUAAUGUCCAGUCUCCGUUUCAACGGCAACCACAACCGCAGCCAUUCAGAGCGAAUCUGUCAUUUGGACGAACGGCCAACUGUGGAUCGUACGGACCAGCGUGUUCCAGAUACGGUUUCGUCUGUGGUUCUAACGGCAAAACAUACGUUAACGAGUGCGAUUUAUGUUUAUCCAACACCAGGUUUGGAUUUAGUGUAACGAUCGCUAGAGAUGGUUUUUGCUAAAUAAUACAUACGCGACCAUUUCAGAACUGUCUGUCCCGGACUCCUUUACUUGUAGAUAUGCGUCUUGUAUAAUUACGAAGUGAAAAAAUCAACAACCAGCUUUCUAAAUCGACCUUCCAGACGACUGUUCUUCCAAAGUCAACGGACUUGUUAACUGAAUGUCUCUAUAACUCGACAAUAGCAUAACGAUGGAACAUCCUAGAACAUAUGGACAUUGCUCUCGCAUAGAACGGAAAGAUUUUAAUGACAAGUUUUAGUCAACAAUUUAUUAAUUAAAAACACUAAUAUUUGCAAAUGUUUCUUACGAUUGCUUUAAGUGGAUUAUAUUUUUCAUAAUAUUAUUUCUUUGUAAGACUGAUUCAUAGUUUUUAAAAAUUGCAAUUCUUUUUUUUGCCAUGCUUAUCCUUAAUUUAAACAGUUUUCGUGGCUCAAUCUACACAACAUCUAUCAACAAACAUCAUCAGACAUGAAGUUAUCUAUAAACUAUCAAUAUCCUUGCGCUUCGUAAAGAAAAUAAGUCAGCCAGAGAAAUCUUUUGAGUGUUGGUAAUGAAUCGUUAAUCAAAAUAAUGUUCUUAUUGUGUAUUAUUUAUGUUUCUUAUUAUAAUAUAUUUAUCCUUAAAAUGUUAUUAGUCAUU
Molecule: messenger RNA, 1366 nt
Organism: Lottia gigantea (owl limpet)
Lineage: Eukaryota; Metazoa; Mollusca; Gastropoda; Lottiidae
Exons: 4
Coding region: 64-729 (221 amino acids)
Molecular function (GO): serine-type endopeptidase inhibitor activity; protein binding
Source: RefSeq, a predicted model, not a curated record